Messenger RNA from Lycium ferocissimum, 1453 nucleotides. Its product is annotated as transcription factor GTE1. The record is from RefSeq and is a predicted model, not a curated record. The coding region runs from base 159 to 1310 and encodes 383 amino acids. NCBI's taxonomy places the organism in Eukaryota, Viridiplantae, Streptophyta, Magnoliopsida, Solanales, Solanaceae. Gene Ontology annotation, molecular function: protein binding. The transcript has 9 exons.
GAAGAGGAAAUAAAAAUAAAGAAUGUCCGCUUGAUCGUAGUGGUUAGAUGUACUUGAAGCAACUAGUGCAAGUGCGGCGACUGUUUCCAGCGUUACAUUCGCCAGCGCCGUAAGCUCCUCCAUCCACUCUAAGCUCCACCAUCGUCCAUAUUUUAACGAUGGAAGGUGUGGAUGCAUCCAAUUUGAACUUGGAAAAUGUGGGACCACUAGUUAAUGGUGGGGAAGUGGAUGGUUUUAGAUGCAGUAUUGAUGAGCUAGUCAUGAAAGUCGAUAAGCUUGAACAAAGAGUGAAUGAAGUUGAGAAGUUCUACCUGAAUACAAGUAUAAAGCAACCAAACACCUCAAAGAAUACUUUUUCAGGGAAACAGAAAGAUAAGGAUAAACAUGUUCCGGGCUUUAAGAAGCUACAACAAGAAGCAUCACGCAGAGAGGCUGCUGCGGCUAAGAGGAUGCAGGAGCUUAUGCGCCAGUUUGGCACAAUAUUGCGCCAGCUCACUCAGCACAAAUGGGCUUGGCCUUUUAUGCAGCCAGUUGAUGUUGAAGGACUUGGGUUGCAUGACUAUUAUUCGAUUAUUGACAGGCCCAUGGACUUUAGUACAAUAAAGAAUCAAAUGGAGGCCACGGAUGGUGCCGGUUAUAAGCAUGUCAGAGAGAUUUGUGCUGAUGUUAGACUGGUUUUCAUGAAUGCAAUGAAGUACAAUGAUGAAAAGAGUGAUGUUCAUCUGAUGGCGGAAACAUUACUAGAAAAAUUUGAGGAGAAAUGGUUGCAACUUCUGCCAAAAGUUAAUGAGGAGGAAAAAAGACGAGAAGAGGAGGAAGCAGAAGCUCAACUGAAUAUGCAGCUUGCUCAGGAGGCUGUUCAUGCCAAAAUAGCCAGGGAUCUGUGUAACGAGCUUUAUGAAGUUGAUACACACGUGGAGGAACUCAGAGAGAUGGUGGUUAGAACAUGCAGGAAAAUAUCAAUAGAGGAGAAGAGAAAUCUAGGGAUAGCUCUCACAAAGUUAUCUCCGGACGAUCUUAGUAAGGCGCUGGAGAUAGUAGCACAAAAUAACCCACUAUUUCCAGCUUCAGCAGAAGAGGUGGAACUUGACAUUGAUGCUCAGAGUGAAUUGACAUUGUGGAGGCUAAAGUUCUUCGUCAAGGAUGCAUUAGAAGUUCAGGGCAAGAGUUCAAGCAAAGGUGACAACAGUAACUCAGCCAAAGUAGCCGCUAGUAAUCGUAAUAUUAGUGCUGCCUCCAAAAGAAAAAAGGAGAUUUGUGAUGCUCUUGUUAAGAAUGCCAAGAAACGAAAUAAAAAACCCUCUAAAUGAAUUUGUUUAUGAAACAGGCUGCAGCUUAGGCGUGCAGUUCAUGUGUAUCAUCAUCAUCGGAAGAAAAAGUUUAUUUGUCUAAUCACGUUCAUUCACAACUGAAUGAAUGAAUGAAUGAAAGAAUGAGACAUUUGAAACGAAAA